AAUACAUCCAGUGGAGAAAAAUCUUGGGAAAUAUUGUUGGGCCAUGUGAUCAGUGAGCUGUCUAAGGGGAAGAUAUAUGAAGAAGGAGAGACUGAAGAAUUAACAGCGGUGACUCCCGAUUCUGUAGAGUGUUAUCUGCAGCAGUUCUGCCUGCCUUUCCUCAGGAUCACAAGCCUUCUUCAACACCAUCUUUUUGGAGGGGAUUUACCUAGUUGCCAGGAAGAUGAAGAAUUCACAGUUCUUGCGAGCUGCCUGGGACUAUUGCCAUCUUUUCAGUCAGCUCAUCAGUUCACCAGUGCCUCUUGUCUUGACUGGCCAGUGCCAGCUUUUGACAUGAUAUCACAGUGGUGCUCCGAAUUGACUUCAUUUGCAGAUAGACAUCCAGAUCAAGUAAAGGCUUUGCUUAUCCAGGAGCCCAAGUGGGACUUGCCGCGCCUCCUUCAGUUGCCUGACAAUUACAAUACCAUUUUUCAGUAUUACCACAGAAAGACUUGUACUGUUUGUACCAAGGUUCCUAAAGACCCUGCUGUUUGCCUAGUGUGUGGUACUUUUUUAUGCCUGAAGGGACUGUGCUGCAAACAGCAGAGUUACUGUGAAUGUGUACUGCAUUCUCAAAACUGUGGAGCUGGGACAGGAAUAUUUCUUUUGAUUAAUGCAUCUGUAAUCAUUAUUAUACGAGGCCACCGUUUCUGCCUCUGGGGCUCUGUUUAUCUAGAUGCACAUGGUGAAGAAGACCGAGAUCUUAGGCGUGGUAAACCUCUCUACAUAUGCAAGGAAAGAUACAAAGUGCUUGAGCAGCAGUGGGUAUCUCAUACUUUUGAUCAUAUCAAUAAAAGAUGGGGGCCACAUUAUAAUGGCUUGUAAGUCAUCGUCAUCAUCUGCACACCCUGUCAGUGCUGUUACCGCGAAAGAAUGCGCCUUGACUGACAAUAGCUUUAAUCGAAUGGGAGUUGAGCUCUUCGCCUCGGGGUGGAGUUGGGUAUGGGCAUGAAAGGGAAAUGGAACUUUGUCAACAUGAAACUGUUGCAAAAUUAGCUGCUGUUGCUACCAAAUAAUGAUACAGUAAUUUGAAAUUAAAUCCUCAAAAUGGUGUGAGCAAUCUGAUUGCACUCAGUAGUCCAUUUUUCUUUUGUUUUUAAAGCCCAUGAUUGUUAAGAAGCACAAAUUUUACUUUACAGUUGUUUAGAGGCUCCAAGGAUAGCUGUCAGGUUUUAUUUCUCUGUGCAUGGAGUUGAGUUUUUAGCAAUUUUGCUGAAACAGUGUAUAUGUCUACUACAUCUACUAAAUAUGUUGGAUAAAA
Molecule: messenger RNA, 1300 nt
Organism: Eurypyga helias (sunbittern)
Lineage: Eukaryota; Metazoa; Chordata; Aves; Eurypygiformes; Eurypygidae
Product: E3 ubiquitin-protein ligase UBR3-like
Exons: 6
Biological process (GO): protein ubiquitination; ubiquitin-dependent protein catabolic process via the N-end rule pathway
Cellular component (GO): cytoplasm; ubiquitin ligase complex
Molecular function (GO): ubiquitin protein ligase activity
Source: RefSeq, a predicted model, not a curated record